Molecule: messenger RNA, 4691 nt
Organism: Amphiprion ocellaris (clown anemonefish)
Lineage: Eukaryota; Metazoa; Chordata; Actinopteri; Pomacentridae
Exons: 2
Coding region: 372-4691 (1439 amino acids)
Molecular function (GO): nucleic acid binding; zinc ion binding
Source: RefSeq, a predicted model, not a curated record
UGAAGCAAGAAUGUGACAUUGUUAACCCCGCAAAUGUACAGGUAACAUUGCUCAAGAACACUGCUGAUCAAUCCUUACAACCACCAAGAGAGUCAAACGUCACUCAUGAGAGUAUAGGUGAGCUUGUAAAAGUUUUAGCAGAAGCUAUGUCAGCCAAUAGACUAUCUAUUCCAGAGCCUUCAGUGUUUAGUGGGGAUCCACUUAAGUUUAAGCAUUGGAAAGCCUCUUUUCAGACACUUAUUGAAAGAAAGAACAUUCCCACUGCAGAAAAGAUAUUUUUCUUACAGAAGUAUGUCGGUGGCUCUGUAAAGGAAGCCUGAGAUGGUUACUUUCUGAUAGGUACUGAAGAUUCAUAUGAAGCUGCAUGGUGUAUGCUCAAUGAUCGCUAUGGUGAGCCUUUUGUCAUUGCUAAGGCCUUUAGAGACAAGUUACACUCCUGGCCGAAAAUCACUGGAAAAGACAGUUCAGAGUUAAGAAAGUUUGUGGACUUUUUACAAAGUUGCCAAUCCGCGAUGAGUAACAAUGAGAAUCUGAACAUCCUCAAUGAUGGUAUUGAGAACCAGAGACUUACUGCUAAGCUACCAGACUGGUUAGGUAACAGAUGGAACAGAAAGGCCACAGAGUACCAGCUGGAGCACAAACAGUUUCCACAUUUCAGUUAUUUUGUAACUUUCCUGUCAAUGGAGGCAAGUAUUGCAUGUAACCCCAUUACAUCUUACCAAGCCAUAAGACAAAGUGACUUUGAUAAACCAAGGAUCAAGCUUCAACUCACACCUAUUCACAAGAGACAAGAUGCAGCAAAAAUCUUCACGACAAACACCAGUGAGAAAAGUAAAUUUUCCUGUGUGUUUUGUAAAAAGACAGGACACAGCUUACACAAGUGUCGCAUGUUUACAGAGAAACCAGUCGCUGAGAGAGUGAAGUUCAUUCAAACUGAGAAAUUAUGUUUUGGCUGUUUGAAUAGUGGUCAUCUUUCCAAGAACUGCAGUAACCGGAUGAAAUGUGACAUAUGUACAAAACGACAUCCCACAUGCCUGCACGAAGAAAGACAAAGACAAGAGACAAAACAAGAACAAGAACAACCUAAAGGACAACAAGCAAGUGAACAGAAAGCAAGUACUCAACAAGUAACCACACAGUCACAAGACAUUGUAAAUGAAAGUACGUCUAACAGAGUAACUCAUGAAAGCAGUAUUACACAGACAUCUGCAAUAGUACCUGUGUAUGUAUCCACACAAAGUGAGCCAAGCAAAGAAGUACUUGUCUAUGCCCUGCUGGAUACCCAGAGUGAUUCAUCAUUCAUUCUCAAUGAAGUAGCAGACAACUUAGACACAACUAAAACGCAAGUUAAACUCAAACUAUCUACAAUGUCAUCUAAGAAAGCAACAGUUCAAUGCACAAAACUUGAAGCUCUGCAAAUAAGAGGACUGUUUUCCAAGAAGAAACUCACUGUGCCGAUUGUGUACACACGUGACUUUAUACCUGCUAAUCGUAGUCACAUUCCUACUCCAGAUACAGCAAGGGCCUGGCCACAUUUGGAGCAUCUCACUGAAAACAUUGCUCCACCACUGGACUGUGAAAUAGGGCUUCUGUUAGGGUACAACUGCCCACAAGCUUUAAUGCCUAGAGAAGUUGUAUGUGGAGAAGAAAACCAACCAUAUGCUCAGAAAACAGAUUUAGGCUGGAGCAUAAGUUAUUGUAAUUCAUCUGAUGCAGUCAGUGAUGUUAUUGGAGUAAGUCACCGCAUCAUUGUAAAACAAGUAAUUCCAGAGACUGAACCAGCCUCAAAGCUGAAGAAUGAAGUUCACUACAUUUGCAAGACACAAAUAAAGGAAGUAACAUUUCCAGAUGUGCUCAAAGCACUUGAAUCAGACUUCACAGAAAGAGCAGUUGAUGAGACAAGUAUCUCACAAGAAGAUCUUCGCUUCUUAACAAAGCUACACGAAGGGAUUAAACAAAAGCAGGACGGACAUUAUGAAAUGCCACUGCCUUUCAAAGGUGACAGACCAAAGCUUCCCAAUAACAUGUCAAGUGCAAUGCAACGUUUAAACAGUCUCGAACGAAGACUCAAAAGGGAUCAACGGUACUUUACUGAUUAUGUAAAUUUUAUGGAGGACAUAAUCGCAUGUGGUGAUGCAGAAAAGGUGCCAGACGAACUCUGUAAUACCCCUGCCUGGUAUAUACCCCAUCACGGGGUAUACCACCCUCAAAAGCCCGGCAAGAUACGUGUAGUCUUUGAUGGCUCUGCACAAUAUCAAGACACUUCACUGAACGAGCACCUGCUUACAGGGCCUGACCUCACAAACACCUUGGUGGGAGUACUCUGUCAGUUUAGGAAGGGCUCAGUUGCUGUGAUGUGUGACGUGGAACGUAUGUUUCACCAGUUCCAUGUAACACCACAAGACCAGGACUACUUACGCUUUCUAUGGUGGGAGCAUGGUGAUUUGAGCUCUCAGCCCUCAGUCUUUCGCAUGAAGGUGCAUCUCUUUGGCGCCGCUUCUUCACCUGGCUGUGCCAACUUUGGUUUAAGACAUUUAGCCUCACAAGGUGAAACUCAGUUUGGCCCAAGCACAGUUAAGUUCAUUCAGAAGAAUUUUUAUGUAGACGAUGGACUUGUAAGUGUCACAUCAGAAGCCGAAGCAAUAAAACUAGUCAAAGAAGCAAGAGAGUUGUGCAGCACAGGUAAACUAAGGCUACAUAAGUUUAUAUCGAACAGUGAAAAUGUGAUUAAGUCAUUACCAAGAGAAGAGUGUGCUGAAAGUGUUAAGGAUUUGGACUUAGCACUAGGAGAACCAUUAAUGGAAAGAGCACUCGGUGUACAGUGGUGCAUUUCUUCUGAUAAGUUUCAGUUCAGAAUAACAGUGAAAGAGCACCCAAUGACCAAAAGAAGGAUUCUGUGCACGGUAGCAUCAGUUUAUGACCCACUGGGAUUUGUGGCGCCGUUCACCUUAAGAGGAAAGCAAAUCCUACAACAGUUAUGUCAAGAGAAAGCUGGUUGGGAUGAGCCGCUCUCAGACCAACUCCGAACACAAUGGGAAUCCUGGCUUCAAGAUCUUCAAAACUUGUCAAAAGUGAGAAUUCCAAGAUGUAUCUUACCACCAAACACAGAAAUUAAACAGUGUGAACUACACCACUUUUCGGAUGCCAGUGUCACAGGCUACGGACAAUGUAGUUAUUUAAGAUCAGUCACUUCCAAUGGAAAAGUUCAUUGUGCCCUAGUCUUGGGAAAGGCACGCGUAGCGCCAAGCAAGGUCACUACAGUCCCUAGACUUGAGUUAGCGGCUGCAGUAGUCGCAGCAAGGACAAGUCUAAUGUUAAGAAAUGAACUGGAAAUGGAUAAUCUGCAAGAACAUUUCUGGACAGAUUCAAAAGUUGUGUUAGGAUAUGUGAAUAAUGAUGCAAAGAGAUUUCAUGUGUUUGUGGCGAACAGGAUCCAGAGAAUUAAGUCACUCACAGAUCCAAAACAGUGGCAUCAUGUGCCAUCUGAAAGUAAUCCUGCAGACCAUGCAUCAAGAGGGUUAAGUGUUCAACAGCUACUCAAUUCUAACUGGUUUAAAGGUCCAGAGUUUUUGUGGCAAGGUGACCUACCCAUUGAAACGGACAAAGUUACUGAAGUUAUGCCUGAUGAUCCAGAGUUGAAAACAGUACAUGUGCUCAAUACCAAAGUACGACAAGAAAAGAGAACAAUGCUUGAUUGUCUCGCCAAAUUUUCAGACUGGAAAAGAGCUGUUAAAGCUAUUGCUCGUCUCAGAAAAUUUGUGAAGGAUUUCAAAGGAGUCACACAAACAAAAGGUGAAAACACAAGUGUUGAAGACAGACAAGAAGCAGAACUGUUCAUAAUAAAACUUGCACAAGAAAACACAUUCAGCAAGGAAAUCAAGGACUUAACUCAAGGAAAGGACAUUCAACUGAAGGACAAGACACACAAGUUGUACAGCUUAAGUCCCUUUGUUGAUGAGCAGGGAGUACUUAGGGUGGGAGGACGUUUAACAAGAUCAAGUCUUCACCCACACAUCAAACAUCCUGCCAUUAUUCCGAAAUCAAGUCAUGUCUCAACUCUACUCAUUAAACACUUCCAUGAGAAAGUGCAACAUCAAGGAAGAGGAUUAACUGUCAACGAGCUGCGCUCCAAUGGACUGUGGAUCACAGGAUGCAGCAGCGCGGUUGCUUCACACAUCUUCAAGUGCACUACCUGUAGACGGUACAGGAGAAAUACUCAAGAUCAACGAAUGUCAGAUUUACCUGAGGACAGAAUGGAAACAACACCCCCAUUCUCCUAUCGUGGUAUUGACUGUUUUGGACCUUUUUAUGUAAAAGACGGUAGAAAAGAACUUAAAAGGUAUGGUCUUCUUUUUACGUGUAUGUGUUCAAGGUCAAUACAUAUUGAAAUGUUAGAGGAUCUUACUAGUGAUGCUUUUAUUAAUGCAUUACGUUGUUUUAUUUCUAUACGUGGACAUGUAAGACAAAUCAGGUGUGACCAAGGCACAAAUUUUAUUGGUGCUAAGGGAGAGUUUUUGAAUGCGAUGAAAGACUUUGACAAAGAGCAGUUGAAACAAUACGGAUGCAAAUUUGUUCUCAACACCCCAUCUUCAAGCCACAUGGGAGGGGUCUGUCAGGCCUCCAAACAGCAGCUGCUCUUCUGUCUGAUCCGUUUGUCCAGCGGGUCGGUUUUCUUCUUCUUCUGUCAGUAA